Messenger RNA from Diceros bicornis minor, 579 nucleotides. Its product is annotated as aldo-keto reductase family 1 member C15-like. Gene Ontology annotation, biological process: steroid metabolic process. The coding region runs from base 1 to 579 and encodes 192 amino acids. Gene Ontology annotation, molecular function: steroid dehydrogenase activity; aldose reductase (NADPH) activity; ketosteroid monooxygenase activity. Gene Ontology annotation, cellular component: cytosol. The transcript has 4 exons. The record is from RefSeq and is a predicted model, not a curated record. Lineage: Eukaryota; Metazoa; Chordata; Mammalia; Perissodactyla; Rhinocerotidae.
AUGCCUGAUUUCCAGAGUCAUACUGUUUAUAAGGAAACAUUUCAGAUUGGUGAUGAACUAGAGUGUGUAGCUCCUGACCAGGGGCCUGGCUUGCUUGAGGAGUCCUCAGUGCUGGUGAACUUGGUUCUCCUGAUUUCUGGUUUUCAAACAUUCAAUGUCAAAUCAAGGGCCAAACUGCAUGAAAAGUUUACCAGUCAUUUCCCUCCUCCUGAGUCCCUGGAGAAGUGCACAGAUGGAAGUUUAACCACGUCCAUCGGGGUGUCCAAUUUCAACCACACACAACUUGAGAUGAUCCUGAACAAGCCAGAAUUCAAAUACAAGCUCAUCUCCAACCAGGUGGAAUGUCACCCUUACCUCAACCAGAGGAACCUGCUGGAGUUCUGCAAGUGCAAGGACGUUGUUGUAGUUGCCUACAGUGCCCUGGGGUCCUGUAGAGACCCAAACUGGGUGGAAAGCGAUAGUCCAUACCUCUUGGAGGAGCCAAUCUUGAAUUCCAUUGCCAAGAAACACAAUCAAAACCCAGGCUGGGUCACCGAUUGCUACCAGCAAUUGUGGGGGGAUGGGUUAAUGUUGUCCUAG